Naegleria fowleri is the source of this 1554-nucleotide messenger RNA. RefSeq lists its product as uncharacterized. Gene Ontology annotation, cellular component: cytoplasm. NCBI's taxonomy places the organism in Eukaryota, Heterolobosea, Eutetramitea, Acrasida, Naegleriidae. The coding region runs from base 1 to 1554 and encodes 517 amino acids. The transcript is spliced from 2 exons. Gene Ontology annotation, biological process: protein dephosphorylation; negative regulation of MAPK cascade. The record is from RefSeq and is a predicted model, not a curated record. Gene Ontology annotation, molecular function: protein tyrosine/threonine phosphatase activity; MAP kinase tyrosine/serine/threonine phosphatase activity.
AUGGUCCUAAAAGUCUUUGAAGAUUUCCAUGAAGAGCAGGAACACGAAGACCCUCCUCUCUCAACAUCCACAAGGACUUUGAAACAAUCCAUCCAACAGUGUGAGUCUCAGCACAACACAGAUCCCAAAUGGUUCAUUCACCCGACACAUUACUCUCUUCUCGAUGAACUCGAAAUCUAUCCUCGAGUUUAUAUUGGUGGACAAUACGAAGCCAAAGACUCGGAAUGGUUUGCUCGUCAUCGGAUCUCUCAUGUCCUGAAUGUGAGUUCUUUACAGAAUACAUUCCAAAAGAAGACACUCUAUUAUCGAGAGGAAGAAGAAGAAGCGAUCUCUCCAAAAACAUCGUCUUUUGAUGUUGAAAACAUCCAUCCCAAUAUAAAAGAAGAUCCAAAAACUCUAGAGAAAACGACAACACUCAAGCAAUCACUUCAUCCUCUUGGAAAACCCAUGACCAUUACGUAUUUGAAAAUCAAUGUGGAUGACUCGACCGAUGUCAAAAUUGCUCGACAUUUCGAUAAAGCCAUCUCGUUUGUUCGAAAGACAUUGGAAGAAAAUUCUCAGAAUAGAGUUCUUAUUCAUUGUAAGGAAGGAAAAUCAAGAUCUGUGACCAUGAUGCUUGCUUUUGGAAUGAACUAUUUCAAUUUAUCCUUAUUGGAAGCUUUUCGUCAUUUUGAAAACAAGACCAACAAUCGAUCACGAAUCAAUUUGGGAUUUCAAUUACAACUCAUGAAUUAUGAAAAAGAGCUUCUCGAGGAGAAGGGAAUUGAAAAUCCAAGAAAUUCUCUCGAUUUUUUGAAUUCCUAUCAAAUGUCCACCUGUCGAAGAGUGUCGCAAGUGACACCAGAAACUGGAACUGCCACCACUAAUAUCCAUUCAACAAGUGUUUCCUCUUCUCCCUCUAAAUUGAAAACAACAACAUGGACUAAAACGAGUGAUCGACAAGCUCUUCGACCAAUUGCUCUCGAGAAUGGAAGACAUCUUCCAUCUUCUCCUUCCUCGCUCACUGUUCAACAACAAGAAACAGAAUUUAGAAGUCCAAUUAAGGCUAUUCGAAAAGUGAAUCCUUCUUCAUUGUCCUCAACCAUGUCCACAUUGACAACCACAUCAUCACCACUUUUAGCCACUCCAUCCCUUCCCAAAUCUCAUCAUUCCACAACACUGAAAACUCCAAAAAACAAACUUCCACCAACUCCUCUUGCCAUUGCGACAAAACUUCAAGAAGGAAAUGCCACGACUCUUAUUGGCGAUGACUACCAUUCAUUGGAAUUCAAGUUUGAUGAAGAAGAAGAUUCUAAAGAGCAAGAUGUGGAAAUCUCAGAUGCCAUGGAGGAACGAGUAUUCAUGACAACUCCUGCGAAAAAACGAAAAUCAGAUCAGCAGGUGAAUGAAUUAAGUAGUGAACGUCGACGUUGGAUGGAACAGAACUUGAUCAAGAAUGAGAAAUCAUCAUUCACAACGACUCAGAAUUCUGUUCAGGAGACAGAUGUCAGUCAAUCAUCCACUCUUUCACAAAUUCCUCACGUUGAGUUGGAAAAUCUUUCUUUUACUUUUUAA